This is a messenger RNA of Linum tenue, 730 nucleotides long. The record is from the annotation of a GenBank genome assembly. Lineage: Eukaryota; Viridiplantae; Streptophyta; Magnoliopsida; Malpighiales; Linaceae.
CAUAGUUGAAUACUCCCCCUCACCACCUUCCCCUCUCCAACAACAAAACAGAGAAAUAAACAUACACAGCCAUGAAAUCCAGCCUUGUUCUCUGCCUCCUCCUCUGCCUUUUACUGGCGAAUUUCAGAGGGAACGACGCAAUAAGGAAAGAGCCGGCGUCGACGACGACGACGGAGGAGUACUGGAAGAAAGUGAUGAAGGACGAGCCUCUUCCCAAAUCCAUCAAAGAACUGCUCGUCUUCGAGGCCGCCGGCGACGGCGACCAUGCCGCCGCCGUGGAGGGGGAGAAGAAGGUGGCGAUAAACCGGUUCGUGAAGGAUUUCGACACCCUGACCACCGCCAUCAUCUACCACAACACGCAAUCACAUGGCGGCUAGACCGGAUCGAUCACCGGCCAGUCAGCUCUGUAAAAAUAUAUAUAUAUAUAUAUAUAUAUAUAUAUAUAAAAAUUAAUAAUAAGAUGGAGCCCUAAUAUAGUGAAGCGCGCAUGUGGCUGGACGUACGUUUCGUUUUUUCAGUGUUGUUCGUUUUGUGGUUAAGGCAAAUAGUUAAGGCAGUUUGGUCAGUGACGUUCUUUCUGUUAGCUAGUUUUGUGGUUGGAUUAUUUUAUCAAUGGUUCUCCAAUAUGAAGUUCGUAUAAGGUCCAUUCUGAAAAUCUCUCCUCCAACAGUUCUGAAUACGUAGAAACAAUCGGUUCUUGAUAUGAUACCCGAAUCGCGAUCAUGAUGAU